Messenger RNA from Priapulus caudatus, 2902 nucleotides. RefSeq names its product probable ATP-dependent RNA helicase DDX11. Gene Ontology annotation, cellular component: nucleus. The record is from RefSeq and is a predicted model, not a curated record. Gene Ontology annotation, molecular function: ATP binding; DNA binding; hydrolase activity, acting on acid anhydrides, in phosphorus-containing anhydrides. The transcript is spliced from 23 exons. Gene Ontology annotation, biological process: nucleobase-containing compound metabolic process; establishment of sister chromatid cohesion. NCBI's taxonomy places the organism in Eukaryota, Metazoa, Priapulida, Priapulimorpha, Priapulimorphida, Priapulidae. Bases 60 to 2807 code for a protein of 915 amino acids.
GCGGCGGCGGAUUUAAUUUGGCGGGAAGUGUGAUUGAAUGCGGAGUGUGUAACAGUGAAAUGGACAAUUCUGCAAAAGAUAACACGGAAAUCUAUAAUGACCUCCCAGACUGCCCAGCUGAUCUUCGUGUCGAGUUCCCUUUUCCUUUCAAACCAUAUGACAUACAAGUAGAUUUUAUGCGCAACUUGUACAAGACAUUAGAACUUGGCAAGAUAGGAAUUUUUGAAAGUCCAACAGGCACUGGAAAGUCGUUAAGUUUGAUAUGUGCUUCACUCGCUUGGCUGAGAGACCAUGAGGAGAAGAAAGCCACACAUCUGCAGGAGCUAUUGGACGUGGAAUCAGCGACUACACUCAGCAGUUCUAAUGGUGAUGUGAAAGCAGAUACUGCUGAUGAGCCAGACUGGCUAAGAGACUUUGAAACUAAUAACGAGCAGAAUGAGAAAAUCAGAAAACUCAAGGAGGAGCUGGAAAAGAAAACCAGGAGACAGGAGCGGAUGAAACGCCUCAAAGAGUCUAACUAUCGUCGCAAGAAGGUACGAAGUUCCACAGAUGUAGAAUUCGACAAGCUGUUUAAAGAAGCCCCUGAAAAGGUGAAGCAUGCCGGGUCAGCUUCAGACAUGUAUGACAGCACUGAUCACGAAGAUGACAGUGAUUUUGUCCUUGGCGACUACCAAAGCGAUGAAGAAAUUACAUCAAGAGGCUGCGACAGUUCCGACGAGGAAGAGGAAGAGCAUGUGACAAAAAUCUACUACUGCAGUCGGACUCAUUCACAGCUGUCACAGUUCGUACGUGAAGUACAGAAAAGCCCUUAUGGGGAUGAUACAGCUAUGGUCACACUGGGCUCUCGACAGAAUCUGUGUGUGAAUGAGUCUGUGCGAAGGCUGGCAUCUCUGAGCCUUAUGAAUGAACGAUGCCGAGAGCUGCAGAAAGCAAAGGUGUCAGCAGACUCGAAAGAAGAAGAGGACGGUGUCGUGGUAAAGAAGAGAAAAGUGAAAGCUGGCAGUUGUCCGUUCUACAAGUACUCACCCCUGCAGAACUAUAAGGACAUCGUCCAUGCAGAAGUUAAGGACAUUGAGCAGUUGGUGGACAUGGGCAAGAAGAUGAAGGCGUGUCCAUACUUUGGAACCCGGUACGCAAUUCCUGGAGCUCAGUUGGUGGCGCUACCGUACAACACACUUCUGCACAGGCAGACGCGUGAGGCAUGUGGAAUCAAGCUGGAAGGCAACGUUGUCAUCAUCGAUGAAGCUCACAACCUUCUCGAGACGAUCAGUAAUAUACACAGUAUGGAAGUCACUGGUGCCCAGGUGUCAGGUGCGCACUCGCAGCUCAGCCAGUAUCUGCAUCGCUACCAGAAACGCCUGCUCGCCAAAAACCUUCUCUACGUCCGUCAGAUACUCCACGUGCUACAGAGCUGCAUCAAGUACCUGGGUGGACGACCUGGGUGCGACCCCACCGUCACAUCGUCCGGCGAGGAAGAUACAAGUCUGGUUACGCUGAACGAGUUUCUGUUCGGAUGUGGUAUCGACAACAUGAACCUCUUCAAGCUGGUCAGGUACUGUGAGAAGAGUAUGAUUAGCAGGAAGCUGCAUGGCUUCGUAGAGAAGUACCAGCCUCCCGUCGUUCUGCAGAGUAGAGAGAAUACAGACAACCAGCUGUCGUCCGUCGGAACGUUUCUGCAGAAACUCGCGAAAAAGAAAGAUCCAGAAGAACGGGUGAAUAACGUUGUGCCUAGUAACGGGGAGACAGAGACCGUCAGGUUAUCCUCACCACUGGCGCAUAUUGAAGGUUUCCUGCAGGCUCUGACUAACUGCAACAAGGACGGCCGUAUCAUUGUCACACGACAAGAAACAGUAGCCAAGUCGGGUCUGAAGUUUCUCCUUCUGAAUCCAGCCGUGCACUUUAGCGACAUCGUGCGUCAGUGCCGCGCCGUCGUCCUUGCUGGCGGAACUAUGCAGCCGACAGCUGAGUUCAAGGAGCAGUUGUUCCUUGCGACCGGUGUUCCUGUCAGUCGCCUGCUGGAGUUCUCCUGUGGGCACGUGAUCCCGGAUGGCCAGCUGCUGCCUCUUACUCUGGCCAAGGGUCCGUCCGGUGCUGACCUUGAUUUUACUUUCAAAUCACGCAGCACCCCACAGAUGAUCGAUGAGCUUGGGCGUCUGCUGAUGAACGUGUGCAACGUCGUUCCUCGUGGAAUCGUCUGCUUCUUCCCAUCUUACAACUAUGAGAAACUUGCCUUCACUCAGUGGGAGGCGUCUGGCCUGCUGGCUCGCAUCAAUGCCAAGAAGGAGGUGUAUCGAGAGCCGAAGAAGGCAAACCAGGUUGAUCGAGUGUUGGCAGAUUAUGGAACUCGGAUCAAGGAGAGCGAGAAGUUUGGUAGUGUGCGGACAGGUGCCAUCCUGUUCUGUGUCGUAGGCGGCAAGAUGAGCGAGGGAAUCAACUUCUCCGAUGAUCUCGGCAGGUGCAUUGUGAUGGUUGGUCUACCUUUCCCUAACAUGUUCUCAGCUGAGCUCAAGGAAAAGAUGGACUACCUGAACAAGAAUGUGGCGACCGGCCCUGGUAAGCGACAGCCUGGGCAGAUAUACUAUGAGAACCUGUGCAUGAAAGCUGUCAACCAGUCAAUAGGACGGGCGAUUCGUCACCGUGACGACUCGGCCGCCAUCUUGCUGCUGGACCAGCGCUAUGCGCGUGCGUCGGUCGUUGCUGCGUUGCCGGGAUGGAUCGCUGAACACGUGAAGUGUCAUUCCCACUUUGCCUCUGCCUUCUCAUCACUGCGUAAGUUUUUUACCACGUCGAAACAUGGAAAUAAUUAACGCAAGCUGGUUGAGUAUCAGAAUCAACAUCACCAGUGUGCAAAAGCAGGUGGCCAGUUUUUCCAAUGGUAGGAGUAAUGUAAAGAAGUAAGACA